AUGGCCCAUGGACGGUUGCAUUAUCGGUGGUCCCAGCUGGAAGCUGACAAGAGUGGGCUGAAUGUGGGUUCACCUGUGCGCCCGUGGCCCAAAGUGGACAGGACGCUUGCCCUGGAACCCAAGAUCCAACGUGGCCACGAUGCAGCGCGUGAGAAGGCUUUCGGCAGGUGCAAGCACCUUUACAAGUGCUGUGACUACAACACAUUUUACAAGAAUGGAUCCUUGAAGCUAACGGAAGUUGAGCUUUUUUUCCUCAGCUCUCACAUGUCCAAAGACUCUUCGCGCGAUUGGGCGGUCGUCUAUUUGGGCGUUGGCAACGGUGAGCGCUUCCGCUUUCUGCGGGAUGAGUUCUUCCCGCAUCUCACAGUGGUUGCCUUUGAUCCUUUGGACAAGUUCUACACGGGUUCCAGAAGUUGGGUCUGGAAUUGUGCGCAGCGGUGGAAUCAGGACGGCAGCAACUUUAGCUUCUAUGUGCGUUGCUUCAAUGUUGAAGAGGACAUCCCUAUGAUUCGGGAAAUGACGAAUGGAAAGCGAUUACUCAUGAUCUCUGACAUCCGCGGGGUGGCCCUCACCGAUGACGAGCACUUCGACAAGGUACAGGACCAGGAGGUGCAGUGGCAAGCCAUCCAAGCACUGCAGCCCGAAAGCUCCCUGGUAAAGUUCGCUCUGCCACAUGUAUGGGAGCAGUUCUAUGACUAUGCCCCUGGGGUCUUGCUGAAGCAGACUUUCUGCAACUUCGGCACACUUGAGCUCCGAUUGCUCGUCAGUGGCGUCCCUGCGAAGAGAUACAGUUAUGAUGGCUGGGACAUUGUCGAGAAGAUGACCUUUCAUCACGAACACUUGCGAGGGCAAGUGUACAGCAGUGGACUGCGACCAAAGUGUUUGGAUGGCUGCUUUGAUUGCAGUGUUCUGAUGGAGACACUGGCAGCCUAUGCUUCCAAGAGCAGCCUGGAGCUGGCUUCCAUCACAGACAGCCUUCUGAAGUUCCAUGUCUAUUAUUGCAGCGGCGGCGAGGAGUGGGAGAAGUUCAGCUGGAUUCCACCAAGUAUCAUCGAGCGCUGGCAAGUGGUGCUGUGGGGAUUGAAGCGAGGAAAUUUGAGCGAAGCCAUCCUGGCACUUGAGGUGGAGGCGAAAGAGGGUGAAGAGGAUUUGGACGCUUGUUUGGCGGGUUUCAUGGUUCCUCAUCAUUCCUCAUGAUUCAUCCUUUGGUAUGAGCGCCGGCGAAUUUCAGUCCAAGGACUGGUGGCAUAUUUCGGAUACUUAGCAAGAAUUGCUGGAGAUGUUGCUGUUUGUGAAGGAGUGCAUUAUCAGCCCAAAGUUCCAAGGAACAUCUUUUGCAUCAUCAGCCCUUCUUAGCGCAACGCCUGGCCAAAGAGCCAACCCUCUCCCGGGCCGAGCUGGCGGAGGUUUUGGGCUCUCUCUCGGAUCCAUUGACCCUGAUAGCGACCGGCUUAAACAGCUUGAAAGAAAGCAUCGACAAGUCGGAUUUCGGAGAGACAAGUGCGGAGCUUCUUGAG
This is a messenger RNA of Durusdinium trenchii, 1517 nucleotides long. The record is from the annotation of a GenBank genome assembly. Lineage: Eukaryota; Dinophyceae; Suessiales; Symbiodiniaceae.